Messenger RNA from Podospora anserina S mat+, 2124 nucleotides. RefSeq lists its product as uncharacterized. Bases 1 to 2124 code for a protein of 707 amino acids. The transcript has 4 exons. Gene Ontology annotation, molecular function: DNA-binding transcription factor activity, RNA polymerase II-specific; RNA polymerase II transcription regulatory region sequence-specific DNA binding. Gene Ontology annotation, biological process: regulation of transcription by RNA polymerase II. The record is from RefSeq and is a predicted model, not a curated record. NCBI's taxonomy places the organism in Eukaryota, Fungi, Ascomycota, Sordariomycetes, Sordariales, Podosporaceae.
AUGCUUGUUACCAGGCAAAGCGCUCCGGAGCAGAGUUCUUGGUCCAUUGGCAAAUUUGAAACGGCUUUUCACAAGUCCGCGGAAAGCCUACGUAUGUCGAACAGCUACGACGCGGUGACGCAGUCAGACUGGCAGGGUCAGUACUCAUUUCUGCCGCCAGGAGACAACAACAUCUUCUCUCAGUCAUAUGAACAUGUGACGGGUUCAGUGGACCAUGCGGAUUCGCAAGCGCAGCCGCGGAGUGUGGCUGCGCCAAGCAACGCCUUAGACAUCGAGGCGCCAAAGCGGGAGAGCCCUCCAUUGGGACACCACCGCUUAGAUCCUCUUGGUCUACGACAGCCAAAGCAGCCAUCGCCAAUUCCAGAGCAGCCUGGAAACCAAGGGGAACAAUAUGCGCAAAAAGCAACCGAGUCGGCACACGAGGAGCCAUUGGCAUCGACCGAGACCCCCGGCAUGUCCUUGGGCUCCAACCCCCUGAGUUCAGUAUCAUCCACGGGUCAAGGGCCUGAAGUAGGCCCAGGUCAACCAGGGAACGAGAGCCAGACGGUCAUCAAGGAAGAGGAUGAGGAGGUGCUGGAGGACGAGGAGAUGAUAGAAGGGGACGGAGAUGGUGAUGCUCAGCCACAACCUCAGACUGCGGCUGAGAGGACCGCCCAGCGACGCAAGAUGAAGCGCUUCAGACUUACGCACCAGCAAACCCGAUUUCUGAUGAGUGAGUUUGCGAAGCAACCACACCCAGAUGCAGCUCACCGCGAACGUUUGUCUCGCGAAAUUCCGGGACUGAGUCCACGCCAGGUGCAAGUGUGGUUUCAAAACAGACGCGCCAAAAUAAAACGUUUGACGGCGGACGAUCGUGAACGUAUGAUCAAAAUGAGAGCUGUCCCCGAGGACUUUGACAACUUGGGCGCUCUCCACUCCCCAUACGGUGCAGUUCAUGGACUGGGAGCCCCUAUGGCGUCUCCUGUUGAUCUUGGAGGAUCGUCGUACGACCAUAUGAUGCGCCCGCUAAUGGUGGAUGUUCGGCGAUCUGAUGGAGAUGAGCACCUCUCACCCACCGGUUUGAGCCCUGCCUUUGGUAGCAUAGGCUUCAACCCUUCGAACUCGCUCAGUUCGCCCGACAUACUUUCUCCAUUAUCACCAACAUCGACCGAUCGCUACGGCUACUCGAGUCAUAUGUCGUCGGGACCUUUGAGUGGUGGGCCAAGAACAUCGAAUCCAUUUGCACGACAGCCAAGCAUCGACAGCAGCAUGCAGAUGCAUAGUCAUCAUUCGAGACAACAAAUACGGCCCCUGCAGCCACUUCACCUCCGAGAUACCAUGACGCGAUCACGCUCCGACUCGUUACAGUCGCCUCUACGAUCCAGCAUGUCCUGGAAGGGCGAUUCUCUUGAUUACACUACUUACCACGGCGGAAAUCCAUCUCCUCAGUUAGGUGGUCGGCCACACGGGUUGUAUCAGCAGGAUCAGGUUGGCGGAUCAUCUGGGAGCGGGCUAGGGGGCUAUGAUUCGAGCAGCUACUCUGGCUCUACUGUACAAUCCCCAACUCACAUGAACUACCCGAAUUACCAAUCCUCUAGCCUUCAACAAAGCCAACAGCGUGGGUCACGUCUGCGAGCCGCCUCGGCCUCAUUACCACUUGGCCUCGAUCUUCGAACCCAGUACCGGUCCUCUGUCGGGUCCGGCAGCAUGCAAUCAGCGACUCAUUCUCCAGGUCCACGCACGACAUCAACCUCACAAUUAGGGGGCGUGUCCUCUAGUUAUACCGCGAGUUUUCCAUCGGCCCCUCUUACCGCCCCUGUCGACUUCUCUUUGCCUCGCACGCCCGGAUACCGGUCAACAGGAGGUGAUUAUUCGAUGCCACAAAUGAGCGCCCCGAUCGCGCCACCAAACGACUUUUCCCAGGCCUUCCAAGCGAGCAUGAGCAAUUCGAGCUCGAGGACACCAAUAAGGGAUUCUUUUGGGGGUGGUCAUGGACCUCUGGGCUUGGGACAGCAGAGCCAAAGCUCAGUCGAUCGCAACGAUGACUAUUCGCAAGAUCCGCUCGGUAUGAAGCGCAAGCGAAGCUUUACGGCGGCCACAUCUUCUGCGAACUCGGGGCCGAGUGUGUAUGGAGCAACGUCAUGA